AUGUCUUCCAGUUCAAAACACGCAGAAUUACAGGCUAAUAUUGCAGUGAACAGUCUGCUGAGCACCUUACUUCCCGGUGCUAAAAAGAUUUCAAGCGGUAUUGAUGGCAGGCGGCCGAAGAGCUCCACAAAGGUAAGAGGUUCUAAAGCACAACUUAUAGAUCGUAAUUUGAAAAAAAUUGUCGAGUUACAGGAGCGUGAUGUGGAAAGUUUGAAGAAACGUCAGAGAAAGAUGAAGAAGCGGGCAGUGAGGGCCAAUAAGGUGGAAAACGAUAAAAUACAACAACUUGCCAAGCUUAGCGUUCUGGAAAGGCAUAAGAAAGUCGGUACGUUGACAGUGAAAGAGCAAAAGUACCUCAACAAGUUGGUGAACAGGAACGUCAGGACGGCUAGGUCGUUGGAUUUGGAGGAAGAAGAUAAAGAAGCGCUGCGAGAAUUGCAACAGAAGAUUAUUAGUCAAAAUUCUGGAGUAGAAAGUGCAAAGAGAAGUAAAAAGAGGCGGAAGACGGUUAAGAAAUUCAAAGAAGAUAUUCACCCAACGGUUAGUGACCGUAGGUAUCCUGGAUUGACCCCGGGUUUGGCGCCCGUUGGUCUCAGUGAUGAAGAAGAUAGUAGUGAUGAGGAUUAG
Torulaspora delbrueckii is the source of this 627-nucleotide messenger RNA. It is a transcript of the gene RRT14, whose product is annotated as Rrt14p. The record is from RefSeq and is a predicted model, not a curated record. Lineage: Eukaryota; Fungi; Ascomycota; Saccharomycetes; Saccharomycetales; Saccharomycetaceae. The coding region runs from base 1 to 627 and encodes 208 amino acids. The transcript has a single exon.